This is a messenger RNA of Octopus sinensis (East Asian common octopus), 1274 nucleotides long. Its product is annotated as hexokinase-1. Gene Ontology annotation, biological process: intracellular glucose homeostasis; glycolytic process; glucose 6-phosphate metabolic process. The transcript is spliced from 10 exons. Lineage: Eukaryota; Metazoa; Mollusca; Cephalopoda; Octopoda; Octopodidae. Gene Ontology annotation, molecular function: mannokinase activity; glucokinase activity; D-glucose binding. The coding region runs from base 133 to 1179 and encodes 348 amino acids. The record is from RefSeq and is a predicted model, not a curated record. Gene Ontology annotation, cellular component: cytosol; mitochondrion.
AUUUUCUUUUCUUUUCUUCCUCUGUUAGAGAAUGGUACCUACCUCGGUCUGGAUCUUGGUGGCACCAACCUGCGUCUGUUCCGGGUGAAGUUUGUUAAUGGUAAGGCAGACACCAAUCUAAAAUAUUACAAGAUGCCAGCAGAAUGCUUUAAGGGUCCCAGUCUUCAGGUCUUUGAAUUUAUGGCUGACUGUAUCAAAGACUUUUUAACUUAUGAUAACCUUGAUAAAUGUGGACGUCUGCCAUUGGGCUUCACAUUUUCAUUUCCCUCAACAAAGAAGAGUCUGACCGAUGUGGAACUGAUUAUCUGGACGAAAACCUUCAAAUGCACCGAUGGCCCUGGAAUGAACGUUGGUCAAACACUUGAAGACUGCUUGAAGAGAAAGAAUAUUCCAGUUGAUUUGGUGGCAAUAAUAAGUGAUGUUACAGCCGCCUUGGUCGCUGGUCACUACUUGGACAAGCAAAGUUGUAUUGGACUCAUUCUUGGAACUGGCUGUAAUGUCUGCUACAUAGAAAAUGUUAAAUCCAUCGACAAAUGGCAAAGUGAGCCGGACAAAUCAAAAAAGGUCAUCAUCAAUAUUGAAUGGGGAGGUCUGUCUGAUACUGGAUGCCUGAGUUUCAUCCAAAAUGAAUUCGACUACGAAGUAGAUAAACUAUCCAACCAUGUUAACUCGUUCACGUAUGAGAAAAUGUUUUCAGGUCUUUAUCUCGGUGAAUUGGUGCGGCAGGUUUUGGCCGACCUGACAAAGAAGAAAAUCCUGUUUAAAGGUGAGGGGUCUGACAAGCUAUUUACCCCCUGGUCAUGGGACUCAUCAAAAGUAUCAGACAUCGAAAGAGACAAAGAUGGAAGUGAUGAAAAUACCAAGAAAGCUCUCGAUUCCUUUGAUCUUGGAGGAGUAACAUCAAAGAGGGAUCUGGUACUCACUCAGUUUGUCUGUUCCUUCAUGUCUCAAAGAGGAGCCUAUGUACUGUCAGCAGGAUUGGCUGCUGUAGUUGACCGAAUAAACCAACCAGAAGUUACAAUAGCCGUUGAUGGUUCCUUGUACGAGCAGCAUCCAAAGUACCAUGACUACAUGUUAUCUGUGAUCCAUACUCUUUCUCCACAGUCUAAGACAAACAUAGUUUUGGUGAAAGACUCCAGUGUGCAGGGAUGUGCAUUUGCUGCAGCAAUCGUGGAAUAAACACAAGUAUUUCACAAGGCGGCAGUUUGCACUCCAUUCUGCAGUAUUUCACAAUGCAACACUUUUAACGUAACGUCAAUGAAUGAUAAACAAAG